CCCAGCAGUUGGAGCGGCAGUGAGAGUCCUGCCGAAAACAUGGAAAGGAUGAGUGACUCUGCAGAUAAGCCAAUUGACAAUGAUGCAGAAGGGGUCUGGAGCCCCGACAUUGAGCAGAGCUUUCAGGAGGCCCUGGCUAUCUAUCCGCCGUGUGGGAGGAGGAAAAUCAUCUUAUCAGACGAAGGCAAGAUGUAUGGUAGGAAUGAAUUAAUAGCCAGAUACAUCAAACUCAGGACAGGGAAGACGAGGACCAGAAAGCAGGUGUCUAGUCACAUUCAGGUUCUUGCCAGAAGGAAAUCUCGUGAUUUUCAUUCCAAGCUAAAGGAUCAGACCGCAAAGGAUAAGGCCUUGCAGCACAUGGCGGCCAUGUCCUCAGCCCAGAUCGUCUCGGCCACUGCCAUCCACAACAAGCUGGGGCUGCCUGGGAUUCCACGCCCGACCUUCCCGGGGGCACCAGGGUUCUGGCCAGGAAUGAUACAAACAGGGCAGCCAGGAUCCUCGCAAGACGUCAAGCCCUUCGUGCAGCAGGCCUACCCCAUCCAGCCAGCGGUCACGGCCCCCAUUCCAGGGUUUGAACCUGCAUCAGCCCCAGCUCCCUCAGUCCCUGCCUGGCAAGGCCGCUCCAUUGGUACAACCAAGCUUCGCCUGGUGGAAUUUUCAGCUUUUCUUGAACAGCAGAGAGACCCAGACUCGUACAACAAACACCUCUUCGUGCACAUUGGGCAUGCCAACCAUUCUUACAGUGACCCAUUGCUUGAAUCAGUGGACAUUCGUCAGAUUUAUGACAAAUUUCCUGAAAAAAAAGGUGGCUUAAAGGAACUGUUUGGAAAGGGCCCUCAAAAUGCCUUCUUCCUCGUAAAAUUCUGGGCUGAUUUAAACUGCAAUAUUCAAGACGAUGCUGGGGCUUUUUAUGGUGUAACCAGUCAGUACGAGAGUUCUGAAAAUAUGACAGUCACCUGUUCCACCAAAGUUUGCUCCUUUGGGAAGCAAGUAGUAGAAAAAGUAGAGACGGAGUAUGCAAGGUUUGAGAAUGGCCGAUUUGUAUACCGAAUAAACCGUUCCCCAAUGUGUGAAUAUAUGAUCAACUUCAUCCACAAGCUCAAACACUUACCAGAGAAAUAUAUGAUGAACAGUGUUUUGGAAAACUUCACAAUUUUAUUGGUGGUAACAAACAGGGAUACACAAGAAACCCUCCUCUGCAUGGCCUGUGUAUUUGAAGUUUCAAAUAGUGAACACGGAGCACAGCAUCAUAUUUACAGGCUUGUGAAAGACUGAACAUGGUUAUUUAUAUAUAUAGAUAUCUGUAUAUACACACACACAUAUGUGCACACACACACUCUCUCUCCAUUAUCGAGCGACUGACUGUAAACCUCACCACACAGGGUGGUGCCCUGGCCCCGAGGUCACCCCAACUUUUCUAAAUCCUGUUUGAGUGAAGUCAUUUUUUCAUGUGUUCAUACGAUCAUUGUAGCUGUGAAGUUCUGGUACAGUUGUAAAAAGAGAAAUUGAGUUGUUUCUGUGUGUUCUUCAGAUCUGCAGCCCACAAUUCCUCGGGAAAGGUGAACCUUAACAACCCCAGUCUCUCUCUGUGGAGCCCUGUUUCUCAUUGUGUUAGAAAAUACUGAGACAGAGCAUUUGCCAUGGGACAUUUACAGCCUUUAUACAAAUGUGUUUAGUUCUCUUUUUUCCAACAUAAAACUCUUGUUUUAAGAUACAAGUAAAAUUAAUCUUUAAAUAUAAAUGUAAAUUAGUACACAAAACUAAGAAUCUUAGACUUAUCUUUGUAACUAAUUAGGGUGGAAGUUAUGAAAGAAUGUAAUUCACUAAAUUAUUUUUUAAAUGAAACCUUUCUUUCUUUUUGAAACCAAAUGUAAAACUAUAGCCUUAAGAAAUGCUUGGUAGAAAUCUCCUAAUGAGACAAAUUUGUACUUUUUUCCUCAAGGUUAAAACUAAUCUCCUAAUCCAGUAAACUCUUGAACAGGUAUUACAAAGGAAGAAAACUUCACCCUUACCCUUAACAUAUAUAGUAUAUUUAAAAAUAUAAAAUUGUAUUGUACUAAUGUGAUGAUUGAUUAU
Carlito syrichta (Philippine tarsier) is the source of this 2076-nucleotide messenger RNA. RefSeq names its product transcriptional enhancer factor TEF-1. The transcript is spliced from 11 exons. Gene Ontology annotation, molecular function: DNA-binding transcription factor activity, RNA polymerase II-specific; RNA polymerase II cis-regulatory region sequence-specific DNA binding. The record is from RefSeq and is a predicted model, not a curated record. Gene Ontology annotation, cellular component: transcription regulator complex. Gene Ontology annotation, biological process: regulation of transcription by RNA polymerase II; hippo signaling; embryonic organ development. NCBI's taxonomy places the organism in Eukaryota, Metazoa, Chordata, Mammalia, Primates, Tarsiidae. The coding region runs from base 40 to 1275 and encodes 411 amino acids.